UUCCCCCACCCCAAGUGCUCUCUCCUCAUUCACUCCCUCUCAGUGCUCCUGCUCUCUCGGAGGUGACUGGCGGCGAGCAGCUGCUCCUAGGGACAGCCUGAGCUGAAGGCUCUGAAGGCUGGGCUUCAACAUGUUGCAGUUGCGGUAUGUCACGGAAGAGCAGCUGGCCGGCUUCGAUCAAUAUCAGUAUAGUGCUGUAGAUACAAAUCCUUUAUCAGUGUAUAUUAUGCAGCAUCUCUGGAACAGAAUAGUUAAGAUAGUGCCACUGUGGAUUGCACCUAACUUGCUUACCUUUUCUGGAUUUUUAUUGCUUUUAAUCAAUUAUUUUGUAUUAUGCUUUUAUGACUGGGAUUAUACUGCCUCAGGUUCUAGGCUUAUUCCGAACUGGGUAUGGUGGUUUGCUGCUCUCUCUACCUUUUCUGCCUAUGCUUUAGAUUCUAUAGAUGGGAAACAUGCUAGAAGAACACAGUCCAGUAGUCCUCUGGGAGAACUAUUUGACCAUGGGUUGGAUAGCUGGGCUACUUCCCUUUUCACAAUUUCUUGGUUCUCUGUUUGUGCAAGUCCAGGGGACUCCCCAGGAUUUUCCAAGCACACGAUGUUUUUGUUCCUGAGCAUUGUUUUGCUUAACUUCAUGUUGUCCCAUUGGGAAAAAUAUAACACUGGAGUCCUUUUUCUUCCUUGGGGAUAUGACCUAAGCCAAGUGACACUGGUAGCAGGGUAUCUGCUGACGGCUAUUGUUGGUGUAGAGCUGUGGCACAAACCUUUGGUGUUUGGUUAUUAUAUUACAACUGUGUCAAUGACCUUGGUUAUAGGCUGCAGCAUUUUCCUUUCUCUCCCCCACACGUUGUACAACAUCUACAUGGCAUACCAGAAGAAAACACUGAAGAAGGAUUCUUUGUAUGAAGCUUUGCUCCCUUUGGUGUCUCCUACCCUCCUGUUUUUCCUCCUGACUGUUUGGGUGGCUUUAUCUCCAUGUGAUAUAUUAAUCAAGCAGCCCAGAUUAUUUUUAUUUAUGGUUGGUGUUGCCUUCUCCAGUGUUGCUUGUAGAGUGAUCGUCUGUCAAAUGAGCAACACCAGAUCUGAAUCAUUCCACUACCUCUUGUUUCCAUUGGCCCUGGUGGUCUUUGCGGCAGUAACAGGACUUCUUGGGAGAUUGGAGGAAUCUGUGUUCAAGGCUUUCACUGCAUUAGCCACAGUGGCUCAUGUACACUAUGGAGUGUGUGUGGGGAGACAAUUAAGUCAACACUUGAACAUUCACAUCUUUUCCAUGAAGAAACGUGCCCAGGAAUAAAUAUUUGCUGUCAAAGAACAGUCAAGAUUUGUCCUAAUGUUCCCGGAUCACAUUCUUUCUAGGAACAUUGAUACUCAGUGUACCUGAAUGACCAAAGCAUCUUCAUACACCUUAAUGAAUAUAAUGGAAUCCGUAUUUAAAGUGGUGUGCUUCUCUUGUGUCUCAAAUAUAGCUAUUCACAGAAAGAGUCUUCUUAGCCCAUUGCCAUCAUAGUCCCACGUCUACAUCUCUCCAAGCCCUGACUCACAUUCAGAAGGGCAGAGUAUUCUAACCAGCAUGGAGGGUAUGGUUCUGUGCUAAAACUCAGAGGAAACUGGCAAUGAGCAUAUGGUUCCUUUGUCAAAGAACCCUCUUAGACAACAAGGCUGUGUGCAUGAUUCUGUUAGCUCCCUCACUGGACUGCUGUGAAAACAGAAUAAAUGUCCCGGAUGUUGCAGGAUACCUGGAAUACCUUAAAAGGCAGGGGACAUCCCCUUCUGUACCUCCUCCUCCCACCUGCAAGUUGGGCAAAAGCUACAGUAAAGAAUCAUGGAACUGAUGAUCAUAGUGGACUUCAGGAAGUAACUUUUGUCAAUUAAGUUCUCAGGAACUCCAAUUUGGUAUUUUUAGUACCCCUUGAUAAGCUUAAUCCUAAAAGCAAAACCACAUGCUUUGUUUGGCAGGUACUUAAUGGAGAACUGCAGAUAAAGUCCCAAAAUUUAUUGUUUUGUCAUAGAAUAAAGACAGAAUAGCAGCUGACAUUGUAAGAGCCCUUUAAAGUUAGCCAAGUAUUUUCCAUACAUGUUAUCAUUUUUAGGCAUAGCUACAUGGAAAUAGGGAGAGUCAUUACACUGUAGCAAGGAACCCCUUGGGGAAUUAAAACCAAUAAAACUAACUGGAACAGAUUCACAAUGAAGCAUAUUAGAUUAGGACAAUCAUUAUAUUCCUUAGGAGCAAAGUGAAAUUAUCUCCAAGUAUCAUGCUUUGAUGCAGAGCUGUGUGGUCCUAAGUACUAUUUUUAAGUUCUACAUAAACUGGGUUAGUAUAAAUUUUA
Sarcophilus harrisii (Tasmanian devil) is the source of this 2324-nucleotide messenger RNA. Its product is annotated as ethanolaminephosphotransferase 1-like. Gene Ontology annotation, biological process: phosphatidylethanolamine biosynthetic process. The transcript has 10 exons. The coding region runs from base 131 to 1291 and encodes 386 amino acids. Gene Ontology annotation, cellular component: endoplasmic reticulum membrane; Golgi apparatus. Lineage: Eukaryota; Metazoa; Chordata; Mammalia; Dasyuromorphia; Dasyuridae. The record is from RefSeq and is a predicted model, not a curated record. Gene Ontology annotation, molecular function: ethanolaminephosphotransferase activity.